AUGCCUAACAGUGCGGCUUCUCAGGAUGCGCCCAACCUCAUCGAUAACUCAGAAACCGUGCACAUCUCGUCGCUUGCCCUUCUCAAGAUGCUAAGGCAUGGCCGUGCAGGUGUCCCUAUGGAAGUCAUGGGUCUUAUGCUGGGAGACUUCGUCGAUGAGUUUACCGUUAGAGUGGUAGAUGUGUUUGCGAUGCCUCAGAGCGGCACGGGUGUUAGUGUUGAAGCUGUCGAUCCUGUCUUCCAGACUAAGAUGAUGGAGAUGCUUCGACAAACGGGAAGGCCAGAGACCGUUGUCGGAUGGUACCAUUCCCAUCCCGGAUUCGGCUGCUGGCUUUCCUCCGUUGACAUCAACACCCAACAGUCCUUCGAACAACUUACACCCCGCGCCGUCGCCGUCGUCGUAGAUCCCAUACAAUCCGUCAAAGGCAAAGUUGUCAUCGACGCCUUCCGCCUGAUAUCCUCACAGACUCUCAUGAUGGGCCAGGAGCCACGUCAGACGACUUCCAACUUGGGACACCUCAACAAACCGUCCAUCCAAGCGCUUAUCCACGGCCUCAAUCGCCACUAUUAUAGUAUCGCCAUUAACUAUCGCAAGACGGGACUGGAAGAGAAUAUGCUGAUGAACCUGCAUAAGCAUGUAUGGACGGAGGCGUUGCAGAUGAAUGACUUUAGAGAAGAAGGGCAGAGGAAUAUCGAUCGGUUGAAGAAGCUUGUUAGUCUUGCGGAAGGCUAUGAGAAGCGGGUUAAGGAGGAGACGGAGUUGACGAAGGAUCAAUUGAAGACGAGAUACGUUGGGAAGGUGGAUCCGAAGAAACAUAUCGAAGAUGUUGGCCAGCAGCUCAUCGAAGACAAUAUUGUAGCCGUCUCACGGCAGAUGAUUGACAAGGAGGCCUCUUUGGCCCGUGAGUCUAGCAAAAGCAACGUUCCACAGAAUGAGUCGAUGGAUGUGGAUGAAGAGCCAUAA
Messenger RNA from Paracoccidioides brasiliensis Pb18, 963 nucleotides. Its product is annotated as 26S proteasome regulatory subunit rpn11. Gene Ontology annotation, cellular component: proteasome regulatory particle, lid subcomplex. The record is from RefSeq and is a predicted model, not a curated record. Gene Ontology annotation, biological process: protein deubiquitination; proteasome-mediated ubiquitin-dependent protein catabolic process. Bases 1 to 963 code for a protein of 320 amino acids. The transcript has 3 exons. Gene Ontology annotation, molecular function: metallopeptidase activity; protein binding; proteasome binding.